CCAAUGUAAUGUUUUUGUAACAAGACUGACGUUUGAGUUCAUUUUGACAUUGGAUUUCGUAUGCUGGGGAUAUUAGAAUUCGAGCUGAGGUUUAAAGUUGUGUGACACGUUUAAAAUCUGACUGCCACUCUGCUUUCGACCACCAGAUUGCCUUCACACCAUACAUUUACUGUUAUUUAUUGUCGACUAACUUUAUUAUUUUGUACUUGAACGGGACAAAUAUCACUAUGCAGAUAUACACUUCUGAAAAGCGUGGCUCCGAUACAACUGGAGACGGAACAGAAAAAGCUCCUCUAAAAACUAUUCUUCAGGCCAUCGCUAAGUUAGAUGGGAAAAUUGAUGCGGAUACGUGCAUCUGGGUUGAUGGUGUUGAAAAUGAAAUGUGGGAUCCUGUAUCUAAAUCGAAACUAAAGAAGAUGAUCAAACAAUAUCAUAUUCAAGAAAGAAAACAUGAUAAGGUGCCAAAGGGAAAAGUUCCACCUGCUGAAAACGGUAAUCUUAGUGAAGCAGUGGAUGCUCAACUGACUUUGGAUACAAAAUUACCUGAAGCAAAACAAUGUAAAAUUCGUGAUUUACAAACCUUAUACGAUCAACGUGUACGUGUGUACGGCUGGGUGCAUCGAAUACGUCGUCAGAGUAAAACUUUAAUGUUCAUUGUUCUUCGGGAUGGUACUGGGUUCUUGCAAUGUCUUUUUUCAAACAACCUGUGUUUAACUCAAGAUGCAAUCACGCUAUCACCAGAAUCUACUGUCGAAGUUUAUGGAGUGGUAAAACAAUUGCCAUCUGGUAAGUCAGCUCCUGGUGGCAUAGAAUUAGUUGCUGAUUGUUGGACGAUGAUUGGUAAAGCGCCAGCUGGUGGUAUCGACUCUGUACUAACUGUGGAAAGUGAUAUAGACACUCAGUUGGACAACAGACAUUUGGUUAUUCGAGGAGAAAAUACAUCGAAAGUGCUCAGGCUCAUCAGCGUUGCUUUGGAAGCUUUCCGUGCACAUUACCUAGAUCGUGGUUAUGUGGAGGUUUUACCGCCGACAUUUGUUCAAACUCAAGUCGAAGGCAGUUCUACAUUGUUUUCUUUGAAUUACUUUGGUGAGAAUGCAUUCAUGUCUCAGUCGUCUCAGUUGUAUUUAGAAACAUGUAUACCUGCCGUAGGUGACUGCUACUGCAUAACCCGUAGCUAUCGAGCUGAAAAAAGUAGAACUCGACGCCAUUUAUCUGAGUAUAAUCACGUUGAAGCGGAAUGUCCAUUUAUUGAUUUGAACGGUUUAUUAGAACGGAUUGAAGAUUUAGUUGUUGAUGUUUGUGAUCGCAUCAUGAAAAAAUCCGGUGAUCUGUUAUUAGAUGUGAACCCACAAUUUAAAAUACCUAAAAGUCCUUUUAAACGACUUAAGUACGAAGAUGCAAUUGUUCAUUUAAAUAAUUUAGGUAUUACAAAAGAAGAUCUUACACCUUUUCAAUAUGGUGAUGACAUUCCUGAGGCUCCUGAACGUCGACUUGUAGACACAAUUGGCGAACCAGUUCUGUUAACUAAUUUUCCUGCUGGAUUAAAAGUUUUCUAUAUGUUGCGAACUAAAGGUGAUCAACGUCUGACUGACUCGGUUGAUCUACUUGUCCCAGGCGUUGGUGAAUUAGUCGGUGGAUCAAUGCGUUUGGAUAAUAUUGAUGAUCUUCUCAAAGGAUAUCAGUUAGAGGGAAUAGAUCCAACUCCUUAUUACUGGUAUACAGAUCAGCGCAAAUUUGGAACUUGUUCACAUGGUGGCUAUGGAUUAGGUUUUGAACGAUUUUGUACUUGGCUUUUAGGCAAAGAUCAUAUACGAGAUGUUUGCCUAUAUCCUCGUUUCAUGGGUCGAUGUCGACCAUGAGUAAUAGUUUCACCAUAACUCCUACAUCUUAGUAUGAAUGUACUCUGUUUUUGUUCGUACAUAAUCAGUACGAAAUUUUUUCAUAUACAUAAAUAUUUGUCAACACCUUCAAUGUUCGAUAAGAUAAUUCACAGUUUGUUGCAUUUUUUUCCCAACAAAUGAUAAAUAUAUAUCAUACCAUUACUGAGGUUUAACUCGACAAUUUCAAAUAUAUUGAGCAUCUGAAUG
This is a messenger RNA of Schistosoma intercalatum, 2087 nucleotides long. NCBI's taxonomy places the organism in Eukaryota, Metazoa, Platyhelminthes, Trematoda, Strigeidida, Schistosomatidae. The record is from the annotation of a GenBank genome assembly.